AUGGCAGCUCCAGCAACAACCCCCCAAAGCAGCAUCAAUGACCUCCGUGUUUCCCUCGAAUCCCUCUUUUCCAUUGUAAACCCAUUCAACAAUUCCUCCGCUGUAACGAACUCGACUGAAACGCCCCUUCCAACCAUCUCCGAAUCUAUCUCCUCCAUCGUCACCUUCCUCUCCCCUGCCCUCGCUACAUGCCCAACAUGGCUGCUGUAUACAUCCCUCGCCAUCAUAUCUAUCUUCCUCCUCAUCCACUUCACCAUCUUUACUCCACCUUCGAACCUCCGUCAUCUCCCUCGCGUUUCCCCUUACCCCAUCAUCUGGAGCUACAUAAUUUUGAAAUACUUGACCCACAACCCCGCCCUCUUCCCAAAGAAGAACUAUCAAGAGCAUCUGCACUUCUCCUUCCUCUCCGGUCCCAACGUCGUGUUCUCCAACGGAGAGCAAUGGAAGCGUCACUCUGAGAGUGUCAAGGCGGCUUUCGACAGGGAAAUUCCCGUGUAUAGGUUCGUAUCCUUGGCGGGGGACGUGAUGAACAUGAUCGGAGGGUCGAAAGAGAAGGGUGUCGUGAAAAUCUUCAGCGACCUCGUGCAGAAGUAUACCCUUGACGUUGUCGGUACGACGUUGCUGGGGCAUAACUUCGAAGCCUUGAAGACCAGCUCGGAUGACGAAGAGCUCUCUUUCGUCGACCACUUCAACCAGGUCAUGACCUCCAUCGCAACACCUGUCCGCCUCAUCUUCCCCUUCCUCGACACCUACUUCCCUCGUACCGCCGUCAUUGCUGAAGUCGACGCCCUGAACGCUCGGUACGAUGCGGUCCUGGAGAAAAAGAAGGGCGAGCUUGGGUUAGACUUGCUCAGUUACCUGUUGGAGGAUGAUAGGCUGUCGCACGAAGAGCUUCGUUCCAAUCUUUCCAUCUUGUUCAGCGCAGGCCACGACACCACCUCCGGCGCCAUUGCCAGCUGCGUGUACUUCCUCUCUCGCCACCCAGAGUACCAGCAACGCGCCCGUCAAGAAGUCCUCGACGUCCUGCAGGACCGCAAGGAACCCGCCUACGACGACCAUCCCAAAUUCAAAUUCCUUUACGCAUGCAUCAAGGAGGCCAUGCGUAUCAACCCUCCCAUCUCUCUCCUUCCAGCUAGGUGGACCACGGAGGCUGUCGUAUUGAGCAACGGUCGUGGAGGAACGGAGUACCCCAUCCCGCAAGGAAUUUCGCUUGUCCCGAACGUGUGGGUGGUACAUAACAAUCCCAAGGUCUGGAAGGAGCCAGCAGUUUUCGAUCCUUAUCGGUUCAUGCCAGGCGAGGAGAAGCGCGGUAAAGUUCGACCAGUGCACCACAUUCCCUUCGGUACCGGUCCAAGGCAAUGCGUGGCGAGGCAGUUCUCAUUGUACGAGCAACGAACUUUGCUCGCAAUGCUCCUGAUUGAAUACGAAUGGCGAGUUCCGACGGAUAGUGAGCACAGAGAAUGGGUCAAAAACGAAUUCGGAGCGUUUGGAUUGAGCAUUCCUCACCAUCUUGACAUUGAAUUUGUAAAAUUAUAGGUUUCAGCCCUUCAUCACAGUCUCAAACGUAUGUAUAGGCGAUAAGCCCAGCGAUCCAGGUAUCAGAUUCCUGGCACUGCUGUUGGACUAGUACUCUUUCCCUGUAUCAUCAUUCAUCUCUAUGAUAAACAUAGUAAG
Molecule: messenger RNA, 1674 nt
Organism: Coprinopsis cinerea okayama7#130
Lineage: Eukaryota; Fungi; Basidiomycota; Agaricomycetes; Agaricales; Psathyrellaceae
Product: cytochrome P450 4F5
Exons: 3
Coding region: 1-1536 (511 amino acids)
Molecular function (GO): monooxygenase activity; heme binding; iron ion binding
Source: RefSeq, a predicted model, not a curated record